AUGGCUGGGAGGAGCUUGCUGUUUGUGGUGCUGGCCGCAGCAAGCGCGAGCAGCGCGGCCAGCUACAAGUUGCAGAUCAAGGAGAACAUCUCCAUUCCGCUUCCCCCGGGAUACACAGUGUUGUCUCCGCAUCUACCUGGCAAACUGGUCGUGAGCAGUUUCGAAGCGACGCCCUUCAUCGGCAAAAAUGGUGUCUUCAUGGCAGAUGUUGGAAAGACAUCGGGGCCUGCCCAGGAGCUUCCGGGCACGAAUGUGUUGAAUUGGCCCAACAGUUUGACGGUGGCGAACCGUUCGGUCUUCGGCUUCACGGCCAUCGCCUUGGGCGAUGGCUUCCUGGUACCGAGCCAUACCACGGGGGGCAUCUACGUCAUGGAGGCUUCACUUGAGCCACAGACGUUGAAACAGCCAGCAAAGCUCACCCAGGACAAGAAAGGAUGGUUCUACCAUCAGGCAGAAUUUCUGGAUGUGGAUGGCGAUGGACUGGAAGACAUCGUGACAGCGAGAUGUCAGUUUUCCGUCUUUCCGUGGGCGAAGAAGCAAGGUGAGCUCGUUUGGCUGAAACAUCCAGCGAAGGAUGUUUUCUCAGCACCCUGGGCGGAAGAGUCCUUGGGCUUCGGACCUGACUUCCUGUUCUGCAUGAAACCUGGGAAGAACUUCGCAUUGGUGGCACCGGAAUACAUCACUGGGAAGGUGGUCUACUGGUACAGGAAGGAUGGCCAGAUGGCCACCAGGAUUCUGGAUCACAGCAUUGGCCCUGGCUUCUCUUGUUCCUGGGAAGACCUGAACAAUGAUGGACAGAUUGAUCUGCUGGUCACCAACCACGCCAUGAGAAACGGCUCAGUCUUUGCCUACACCUUCAGCAGCGAGGAGAUAGAAAGCGCCACGUUGACCCGGCACACACUAGCCUCGGGAUUCCAACCUGUGAAAGUGAAGCAGGGAAGUGCCUUACCAGGUGAUGCUGUGGCCUUCCGCCCCAGGGUCGCUGAGACGACAUCGAAGCCAUGGAUCUUUGUCUCUGGGGACAACUCCAACAGCAUCUUCCUCUUGCAGCCCAGCUCGGAAUCUGCGGAUGACUGGCACUAUGUGACUUCCAAAGUGGCGGAUCUUGGGGGGGACGUGGGGCGGCCCUCCAUCGCUGACGUGGACGCAGACGGUUUGGCCGAUAUCUUCGUGCCCUUGUACGAUGCUAGAAAGGUGGCACACUACCACUUCACAGAAGUUGAGGAUUCGAACCAAAAAACACGUUCGCCGCAGCGGGUCUCAGCUUUUUCCACGGCGAGAUCGAAUCGACUCGCCGCUCUGUGGGAGCUCUGUGGGGAGACGCGUUUCACCUGGGUGGUUUGCUUGGACUCCGUGGGUGUGGGUCAAAAGUUCGAGUGUGGCCACUUGGGCCCUUCUGCGGCGUUUUCGGAAGCGGUCGGUUCCAGGGUCCCGGAAGGUGCGCUUGAGAUUAUUGCUGCUCGCCCUUAUAUAGCGAUUGGGUUCAAGAUCAAGGUAUGCCUCCAUGACAGGAACAUCUCAGAGAUCUGUAGGCUGAAGCCCUGGCUGCGGAGCUGCAGAGCAGUGCCGGUCGGGCGUGGAGCCGCGGCGGGUCCGGGGAAGGCGUCGCUGGAGAUCGAGGUGGAAGAUCUGUCUACCUUCGCUUUUGACAACUUACUGACGCGUCGCAGACAGGUCGCCACAGAAAUUGUGGUGUUGCUUCUGUCGACCCAUACAGAUGGAGCACUUCCUCCCAAUUCUGCUCACUUUGGUACGCUGCUGGCAGAUCACGUCCACGAUUUCCGGGUGGGUCGCUCUGCCAUGAAACACCUGAACUUUGCAGUGUUGGGCUUCGGCAGCUCAGUUUAUGCUUCAGCAGGGCACUACUGCACCGCGGCCGUCCGAGCUGAUGCCGCCUUGGCUUCCAUGGGCGCCCGACGUGUGGCGCGCUUGGUGCGUGUGACUGACACCCGAGAGCAAGCGGAUCAGGUAGUUGCCUGGAAGCAGGAGUUGCAUGCAGCUCUGAAGGCUGCACUCUCUGGCUCUGAGCCAACUCAGGCGGUCGGCGUGGAAGGCCGCUCCGCGGCUGAGGUCGCCGUUGCAGACACCGCCGACAUUGAAGGCGAUGACGAUGAAUCGGAGUCCGACGAGAGCACCGCUGUCAGUUCAGGCAAACUUUGCGAAGCAACUGAUGCGCCAGCCUCGAAUCAGAGACAAGAUGAACUGGAACCGCUGUCACACGAGGAGCUCUCGCGGACCUACGGCCUGGGCUUCACCCUGCUGCAGCGCAUGGGCUACGCCCAUGGUGCGCUGAAGCCGGGCGCGUUGCAAGCGCCGCUCAUGGCGCGCGCCAACCGCGGGCGCCAGGGGUUGACGCAGGAAGCGGAGCCAGAAGCGCCGGAGCCAGAAGCGGUUGUGAAAGCAGAACCAGAGGACUUGACGGCAUUGCUGGCGAAGGCUUUGCAGAGCAUGCGCGAGGCUGGCGAUGUGGAAGAAGCCGAGGAGCUACAACAACUCGCAACUUUUUGUCAGGGAGGUUUGAGUGGGUUGCCACAAGCCCGAAAACCCAAAAAGCGCAAACGAAGAUCUGAAAAAUUGGAGGGAGAUGAGGAUGCUGCUGCAGAAGUGCUCAAGCACUUUGAGGAUCCAGAAUUUCCAGUGGAAUUGCAACAGCAGGAGACAUAUUUGAACUGGCAAAAGCGUUGGGGACGACUGGGCUCAUAUUGGGACUUUGUGCAGCGACACACGACGCAUUUCCGUGUGAUCCCGUGCCCUACUGGUCUGAAGAUGAUCCUCCCCCAGCAGCGCCGUGAGCAGUUCCGGGCCUUUUUGCAGACGUGCGAAAACUGGUGCAGCUAUCAGAGCUCCCGUAGCGGCAAAGGCCUGAAACGCAAGUGGCGCCACCUGGCGCUGGUGCUGCGCCGCCUGCAGAACUUUGCCGAAACCACCGAAGGUGGUCAAGGGGAGGCAGAAGAAGAGCAAGCAACGGAGAAGCAGGAGCUGAAUUCUGCGGAAGUGGACGAGCCACAGAAAGCGAGAAUUGCCAGCGAUUUCGACGAUGACGAUCUUCCUGGACUUGGUUGGACCAUCGAUGGUUGCGAAGAAAAACUGGGAGGCGAAGCUGAGCAGAAAGGAGCGUCAGACGUGGAGGAGCUUGCUGAAGGAUGUGCAACCAAGGAACGUCCCAUGCUCACCAGCAAGCAUCGUGCACAACUGACUAAAGAAGGCUACAAGAUUGUUGGCUCGCACUCGGCCGUGAAGCUUUGUCGUUGGACGAAGCAUCAGCUCAGAGGUCGAGGAGGUUGCUACAAACACUCCUUCUAUGGCAUCACUUCCUACCAAUGCAUGGAAGCAACGCCUUCCCUGGCCUGUGCCAACAAAUGUGUUUUCUGCUGGCGACAUCACAAGAACCCCGUGGGUACCGAGUGGAAAUGGUCCAUGGAUCCGCCUGAUCAGAUCGUGGCAGAUGGCGUCGAUCAGCACAAGAGGAUGAUUCGUGAAUGCAAAGGCAUUCCCGGCGUGAAGAAGGAGCGCUUUGAGGAAGCCUUGAACGUGAGGCAUUGCGCCUUAUCCUUGGUGGGUGAGCCCAUUAUGUAUCCGAGGAUAAAUGAACUGGUGAACGAGCUCCACAAACGUCAGAUCAGCACAUUCCUGGUCACCAAUGCCCAGUUUCCAGAUGCAAUCCGCAAGCUCACUCCCAUUACUCAGCUGUACAUCAGCCAGAGCCUUGGUGCAGUACACCCAUCCAAGCGCCUGUCAGUCCAAGAAGGUCACCGCCGAUCGAACUAA
This is a messenger RNA of Cladocopium goreaui, 3768 nucleotides long. The record is from the annotation of a GenBank genome assembly. NCBI's taxonomy places the organism in Eukaryota, Dinophyceae, Suessiales, Symbiodiniaceae.